GCAUAGAGGAAGAGGGCGGAUAGUACCGUUAGAGUAUCUUUAAUUAAAAACAACUGCGUGAGCCUCUGCAAUAACAAUCACUGGGAAUCGCUUCUGUUUUAAAGUUUGAUACAGUUAGUGCAAGUAAACGGUAGAAAUAAAACCUGGUUUAUUGUGAGGGGGAAUGACCAGACAGUGAGCUGUGUCUGUGCGGUCGCCGCGAACAGGAUCAGGAAGUUUGAUAUUAUCUACCGUGGCUGUUUCAUUUGCUUUCAGUUUCUCUCUCUUUAUUAUGUUACAGUCUUUAAAAUAAUAAUAAUAAUAAUAAUAAUAAGUAACUCAGAAGCGGAUCUGAGAAGCUCCAGGGUCAAGAUUUUUAUUUAUUUAUUUUUUUGCCGCCUGAUCAUCACAAGACGCCAAAGCAUGUGAUCUUUUUUAAGCUGCAAAAAUGGUCCAUGUGUACAACUGCCAUCCCUUUGCUUCCCAGCACAUAGUUCCCACGGACCAAGAGCCCGGGCUGGUGUGCUGCGGUGGGGAUGCGCUUUUCGUGGUGUCCGCGGCAGGGUGCAAGGUCGAGGCGUAUCGGAUGCAGGGCGAGGACUGUCCUCUUAUCUGCCGCUUUUCUACGAUGGGCACAGUGCACAGAAUUCUGUACAGUCAGAUCGGUGACUACCUAGUCACUAUCGAGGAGAAAAAUGGCUCUACCUACCUCAGGGCCUACACCAAUUGGCGCUACCAGGCUUCUGAGAGGACCCGUGUCGGGGUGCGUCUACUCGGACACUUCCUGCGCGUCCCAUCGCUCUGUGGAGCCCCAAAGGAGCAGAUGGAGAUCAUCGAGAUGCCGCUGUCGGAGCCGCCACAGUGCAUGGCGUGCUGCGCCCUCACCGGGGACCUCCUGGUUGGCUGCACCAGAAGUCUGGUGGUGUUCGGGCUGAAGAGGCAGGAGCUGGGCGAGCGGCUGGUCGUGCUGGACUUCGAAAUGCUCGUCGUCCUCCACAUUCACAACUGGAGUCCGUCAGACGUAGCUCUCUGCGCCGGAUACGUGGCCCUGCAGACAGAGCUGGAGGUGUUGGUGGUGAAGCUGGAGAGAAUGGAGAAGAGGCAUCCGCCGCCAGAAGAUUGCACGCCGAUACCCAGCCCUGGCGCGGCUGCAGCAGGCCUCAACGAUGAAGAUAUGAGACAAGAGCCCCAAAGUCCACACGAGUCCGAUGAUUUCUUUAUGUUCCCAAAGCAUCUGGAGUUGCUGGGAGCUGAAUCAAAAGACUGUGGUGUGUCUGUGACUUUAGAGGGAACAGGCGCAGAGUUAGGGAGCAGCAUGGCACUUACUUAUGUCCUAUACAGGAGAUUUGCCCCAGACUUUUUCCGGGGCUGCAGUGUGGAGGAGACAUGCUUACAUUCCCUACAGCUCCAUUCCAUGUUCCCUGGUAACUGUGAAGGAGGCCGUGAGCCUGUCUGUGUGUUCUGCUUCUUCUCCCUGCCCGGUGCCGGCUACAUGUACAGCCUGCAUAACCCUGUCCAGCUCCUGUCCACAUACCAGUACCCAGAGAAAACCCACGAAGCCGCCCUGUGUGACCAGUUUUUAUACGUCAUCACCAGGAAUGCUCUACAGUGCUUCUCUGUGCGGUGCAGUGCAGUGGCAGCACGGGCCGGCGACCCCUACAUCGACACCACCAUGAAGGCAUGUCCUCCCGCCACAAUGGAGGUGUGUGCCCUGCGUAUCCAGCUCUUCAUUGGUCUGAGGUCAUUGUGUCACGAUGGGAACCACAUCGUGUUGAUCACAGCCGUCGACUCGGAGAGCAAGGUGGAGACGGGAAGCACAACCCGGAGGACCAUAUGUCGGAAGACCUCCCGGUCCAAGCAGGUCUGUGAGAGUGGUUAUGGUUGGAACCUGUACGUGAUCACCACUGUGCCUACACUCCAGCUCUACACAGAGAUGGUGGAGUACAGUAGGCGGUACGAGCAGACCCUGUCCCACAACUCCCUGCAUUUGCUGAGCGAGGCUCACCUGCUGGUGAGAAGUUCCCUGCUGAGCCUGAGGGGUGGCGAGGAGGGAGACAGAGCCCAGCUUCAGAAUGCCUUCCGGGAAAGCUGUGCCCAGCUGGGAGACUGCUUCAGCAGACUGGACAGGCGGGACUGUCACCUGGCCCUGCCGUACUACAAGAUGUCCGGCCUGUCUGUGACCGAGGUGAUCCAGAGGAACGUGGCUCGGAGUGGCGACAGCACGUCGGUCACCGACUACGGGAAAGGAUUCUUGUUCUUUCUCAAACACUCUCUCUAUGAGGAAACGAUGGAGGACCUAAGUGAAGAGACAGCUAACACAGUGCUGGAUAUUUUCAGUCAGGCAGAACCUGCACAGCUCCCACAUGUAGUGACCAGCCCGUUCAUGGUGAAGGCCGACCCCGCGUGUGUGCUGGAGCACCUGGAGCAGCUGGAGGUGUCCGGGGCGCCCGCCGUCACGCUCACGCUGUGCAAGUCUGCGCAGGCACUGCGCCUGGGGAACAUGCAGCAGUACUGCCAGCAGAUGGAACAGCACUCGGAGAUGCUGCAGGUGUUUGGCUUCAUCGAGGAGCCCAAGCUGCUGUUUCAGGGUCGAGGCUCGUCCGUCACGCCCACCCUGUUCGCUCAGCACCUGCAGCACACGCAGGUCGGCCUGCUGGUGGCAGCCAUGGUGGCGCUGCACGAGAACAGCAAGGUCAAGCUGGAGGAGGCCGACCUCUUCUUCCAGGAGCUGUGUAAGGAUUGUGUGGACAGGCAGAGUCCUUACCUGCUUGUAGAUUUCUGGGAGGCUCUGCUAGUGGCGUCGUCUCAGGACUCCAUCAUCCAGGAGCUCCUGUUCCGCCUCGCCUCCGUCUACAUCAACCGAAUCACGCGCAGAGACUGCACUGGCAUUACAGCCCUCAAAACCGCAGAGGACCUGAUAAACUCAUGCUUUCACUAUGGGCAGCCGUACCCGUGGGUGAGCAUCCUGACUCACCUAUCUCACUGCAGUGUCGCCCCCGACAAUCACCAGGAGGACUUGCACAAGCUCCAGUCUCUCCUGUGUGGCCCGACGCUGGACAUUUCCUCCGUCCUACCCCUGCUGGAGCAGCUGCCAGACACGGACGGCGCAGGUGUGAGUGUGUACGUGCUGUGUGCCACCAGACUUGGCCAGCUCGAGAGCUCCCUGGAGCGUCUGCUGGAGCACUGUCCCGAGGCCGUCAUCCCCUAUGCACACCACCAGCUGCACAGUCACAUGCUGACUCUGUGGUGGCAAAAGUUGUUUCCUGAGCUGUGCAAGAGGGCAAGGGUUCCUUCUGAGAAAGGCAGUGUUCUACUCACCGCGCUCAAAGAGACUGUGAAGGUGGUUGCCAUGGAGCUGAGCCCUUUAGAGUUCCUGGAGCUCCUGCCUGAUGAUGGAAGUGCACAUUUCUUCCUGCCUCAUCUUCUGGAGUGCAGCUUGAGACACAGCCAAUCGCACGGCCAGCCACACAGCCAAUCACAUGGUUCCUAGAUUGGACAUGCGGGACUGGCACCUGGCACCUGGUUUCAUUUAGGCCGGAUCAGGUCUUUAAUCAGCAAAGAUCAGCCUUAUUCUGCUGAAAACCUGAAAAUGUGCAGUGCAUGUGGACCCAUGUGCUUUGGGUUGGUUGUUUGGUUUGUUUGGUUUUGCACAAGGGGAGUUUCUUUUGUUUUUUAGAAAGUUUAUAUAAUGGAGAAUUUUUAUGUCAAUUGUAAAACCUGUCAAAAGAACUAUUAUGGGUUUGCUCCUGUAUAGCGCUGAAUUUGCUAGGGCCACAUCAAAGCUGAGUCACACUGAGUCAUAUGCUGUUCUCUGCUGUGCUGCUGUAUACUAUUUCAAGCCACCUCACAACACACAUAAUGGAGAGUUGUUAACUACGUAACCUUUCAUCAGUUUGCAUAGGCUGACAUUUUAAAAAUGACAUUUAAAAAUGUCUUCCUUCUUUUUUUAAAUGAUUUCUAAUUAACUUAUACAAAAAUGUCAUAGAACGUGUCAGUUAUUACAGUGCAGGAACUGCAGGUGUUGUGUCCUUUUGAAUUGAAAUGUACAGUCAAUGUACACGUUCAUUUACGUACAAUUAGGUUUAGAAAUUUUAUUCCAUACUCAUGCAAAAACUUUUGGUUUAUGGUGGGCAAUGAAUCACAAAUAUCUUGAUUUAAUUUCUUCUUCACCGUUAUCUCCUUCUCCUUCCUAACUUGCUUAGGAUUCCCUUUUUUUCUGCAAACAAGACACUUAGUUAUACAUGCUACUGUUAUAUGGAAUGUUACCUGCUUAUUAAGUCAAGCACAAUUAUACAAUUAUACACUAUAGUACCUUUAUGUCGACUUGCCAUUACUACACGCCUUGUUACUGUUAUACUGCAUGUUGCUGUUAAACGAUGUUGCCAUAUACCAUGAUACAGUUAUAUGUCAUAUAUGUUACCAUUACUUAUAACACAUUCCUGUGGAAGAAACACUGUCGGUAAAACUGUGUUACCAUUGUUCAGGAAGGAUUGUGUCACUAAGAAACAAACUAUUAAAAGUUCGUGUGCAUGGA
Messenger RNA from Electrophorus electricus (electric eel), 4513 nucleotides. The record is from RefSeq and is a predicted model, not a curated record. NCBI's taxonomy places the organism in Eukaryota, Metazoa, Chordata, Actinopteri, Gymnotiformes, Gymnotidae.